Messenger RNA from Sebastes umbrosus (honeycomb rockfish), 1269 nucleotides. RefSeq names its product peroxisomal membrane protein 2 (gene pxmp2). Bases 109 to 693 code for a protein of 194 amino acids. Gene Ontology annotation, cellular component: membrane; cytoplasm. The record is from RefSeq and is a predicted model, not a curated record. The transcript has 5 exons. NCBI's taxonomy places the organism in Eukaryota, Metazoa, Chordata, Actinopteri, Perciformes, Sebastidae.
AGACGUUUGGCUAAGUUCCUUCUUGAACGUCGCUCAUGGAGGCUUCGCCCUUGUCAGUCGUGUAGUGUAGUGUGGUAAUGUUUGUACACUUAUUAAACUACUGACACCAUGCCUGUGGAGAGCCUGCCAGUCCGGGAUGCGUCCAUUCAUUUCCGUUUACUUCAUCAGUAUCUGUUUCUCCUGAAGAAAUACCCCAUCCUCACUAAGUCUGUGACCAGUGGCAUCCUCUCAGCUUUAGGAAAUCUUCUGUCUCAGAUUUUGGAGGCAAGAAAAAAGGCCAAGAAUGGAGUCCAGGUGAACGAGAUCGACACAGCUGGAGCGGCACGCUAUGCCGUUUAUGGGUUGUUUAUUACAGGACCAUUGAGCCACUACUUUUACCAGCUGAUGGAAGUGUGGAUGCCCAGCACAGACCCGCUAUGCAUAGUCAAACGUCUGCUACUGGAUCGGCUUAUUUUUGCCCCUGGCUUUCUGCUCAUUUUCUACUUUGUUAUGACCGUCCUGGAGGGUAAAGGGUGGAGAGACUUUGAAAAGAAGAUGAGAGGAAGUUACUGGACUGCUUUAAAGAUGAACUGGAAAGUGUGGACUCCCUUCCAGUUCAUCAAUAUCAACUUUGUGCCUGUUCAGUUCCGAGUGCUGUUUGCCAACAUGAUCGCCUUAUUUUGGUACGCCUACCUUUCAACUGUGAGGAAAUGAAGCUUCCCUAAAUCUCCUCACUGAAGACAAAUCUGGAGGCGUCAGCAUUUGUCUGUUUACUGUACUACUGUUGCUAAUCUGGACAAUAAUUCUCACAAACAGUAGCUCCUCUGAUUAAUUCCCUGUACAAUGAGUUUAAGCCAUUAUAACAUGCUGCUAUGAGAUACAUGACUGCGUUUGUAAUUACAGAACAUAAUAAAUGUGUUUUUUUACAGAGCACUACCAAAAUCUUGUAAGAUGUAAUAGUAAACCUUGAUUUAUAUGACUGAGAUAGUCAUUUAAUAAUCAGAAUUAUGUCAAUUUUAACACAAUGCUAAAAUGUGCCUCUCUGGUUAGUUGUGGUUUAGUCUGUACAGGGUGCAGCUGCACCCCUGAGUGGAGGAAAUGGUACUGCACAGGAAAUGAGAAGAGACAUGCAAACUUACAAUGAAAUUCUUUAUUUUUUUUAACAGUUUCCAGUUAACAAUUAAAACGUAUAUUUGUCAAAAUACGAUUAAAACAUACUUUGUUGUUUGUAAAAACUUUUGUAAUGCCAAAACAAAAUAAACAAAACAUUUUUAAGAUGUGAUGAAUUAA